UAUAUAAAGGAGGACAACGAAGACUGAAGGACUGCUGGGAAAGCACAGCCCGGGAUUGUAAAUAAGACCGUUAAAACCUGUGUUUUAUUUACAAAAGUUAUGCCGGCUAAUUUUAAGUGUCGUUCCCAGUUGUAUUAGGUCGUUUUUUCUUUCUUUUUGAUCUAUUCCUCGCUUGUUUUUCGUGUGGUUGUACACUACGCGUGUAAUGGCGAGCUCGGCUAACUCAAAUCCAGUGCCUAAACUGUACAGGUCGGUGAUCGAAGAUGUGAUUAACGAGGUGAGGGAGCUGUUCCUGGAUGAAGGAGUGGAUGAGCAGGUGCUGAUGGAACUGAAAACGCUGUGGGAGAACAAGCUGAUGCAGUCCAAGGCAGUGGAGGGCUUCCACACAGAGGAGCAGCAGGCCCUCCAGGCCGCGGCCCAGCAGCAGGCUCAGCAAGCCCAUGUGGCCCAGACGGCACAGCAGGUCCUCAUGCCCCAGCACCAGCAAGCUCCGCAGCAGCAGGUUAUCGUCCAGGACCCCAAGAUCCUGCAGCACAUGAGCACCACAGGGAUGAGUGCAGCAGCUACUGCAGCAACCCUGGCCCUCCCGACAGGGGUCACCCCCUACCAGCAGCUCAUCACCAGCCAAGGUCAGAUCCUGCAGGUGCUGCGUGCUCCUAAUGGGACCCAGUACAUCAUCCAGCCCCAGCAGCAGGUGAUGCUACAGCCGCAGGUGAUGCCGCAGAUGCAGGCUGGUGGCGUGCAGGCGCCCGUCAUACAGCAGGUACGCCCCAUCACACAGGUGCUGCACACUCCCCUCCAGGGAGGUCUGUCCCAGCAGACAGGAGUCAUAAUCCAGCCACAGCAGAUUGUCCUUACAGGCAACAAGGUCCAGCAGAACGCACAGGUGAUGCAGGCGGCCAUGGCGGCCCAGUCCAGCCAGGCAGCAGCACAAGCAGCAGCAGCACAAGCACAGGUGCAACAGCAGGCCCAGCAGGUGACACAGGCCCAGGGCGCAGCUCCGCCACAGGGCCCACAGCAGCCGGCCCAGCAGCCUCCCAUGAUGCUGCAGGUGGAUGGUGCCGGGGACACGUCCUCGGAGGAGGACGAGGACGAGGAGGAGGAGUACGACGAGGACGAGGAUGAAGACAAGGACAAAGAUGGCGGCGAGGACGGACAGGUUGAGGAGGAGCCGCUCAACAGUGGAGACGACGUCAGCGACGAGGAGGACCAGGAGCUGUUUGACACAGAGAACGUGGUGGUCUGCCAGUAUGACAAGAUCCACAGAAGCAAGAACAAAUGGAAAUUCCACUUGAAGGACGGGAUCAUGAACCUGAACGGCAGAGAUUACGUUUUUUCAAAAGCCAUUGGUGAUGCCGAGUGGUAGAGAACAGAACACACGCAUACACACACACAAACACACACAUACACACAAGAAAAAACGCCAGGAACUGGGACUUUCUAUCCUAUUGGUUAAGAGAGACAGGUCAGUUUCCUUGGACAUUCAGGAGACCUUUUGCGUGAGUGGAUGAGAACUCAAGAAACAACCUAGAAACUGUGAAGCCGCCUGCUUUCCAUGAGUGAGUGAAAACUAGCCGGCGAGAUGUUCCACCUCCACAAGGCCUGGCUCUGAGGCCUGGCUCUGAGGCCUGGCUCUGAGGCCUGCUCUGUCUGAGGUCCCCUCCAUUUCAACCCGCUUUCUCACACCCAUGUAGAUGGGACCAGACGGGCCCUGCAGGCCCGAGACCAGGCCUGGAUCCUCCACAUCCUCACUGAAGGGAUAGGAUAUCUGUUCGCCCCGGUUGAACUUCAGUGGUACCAUAGCUAACGUGUUUGCUGACUCGUACCUGCGCCUGCGUUCACAUGGCCUUCUUUACGACCGGGGGUCAGGAUUCUUCUCCCGGAGCUCUCAAUUCCAUUUCACUGAUAUUCCCGCCACCGUACGGAUUCUAGGCGUUUCCAUGAAGCCAGUUCUACUGGUACACACUGUGUUCUGCCAUAUCGGCACAGUUAGGAUUUUAAAACAUUUUUAUUAAAAAUUAUAUUUUUUUUUCCUUUCUGAUGAAGAUGCAACACUAAAGACAAAAAAGUUCAGAUCUUUAGUAGCCAAUGAUGGUGUGAAGGCCUGGUUUUUAAUUUCUGCUGUACCUUAUGAUUUGUUAUGAAUAUAAGUGCUGAAUCUUCAGAUUUCUUACCAUCUGCUUUCUCGGAUCCUAAACUCGUCUGGGACUACCAUUGCGUCAAAGAAAAAGAAAGGAAAUUGAUUGAAUCAACCAGAGGAUGGAUACAAUUGUACAAACGUCAUGCCUAGCUGCAAGCUUUUUUCCCUGUUUCUGUGUAGUUCUGUACUUUUCAACAUUCUGAAGAUUUGCACUGCAAGUCUGUGUUUAGAGUCUGUCGGCCGUCUGAGCUUGGCCUUGGCGUGCUCAACCAUGCAGUUGUUCUUUUAAAUGUGUGUCUUGUGCCGUGUGUCUCUAGUACUGCAGAUGGUGUCGACCAGUACUGUGUGUAGGGGCAUCCCAUAUCAAUAACUUUUAACAGUUAUAAUCUUGUUUUUUUUUUUUAUUUAUUCCUGAAAGUUCAGGCAAUGUUAUUUUUGGGAUUAGGGAGGUGGGAGAGGAUAUUGAAAGAAAAUUGCUGCACCAAACUGUGCUCUUAUUCUAUUAAGUGGUCUUUUUCUUUUCUUUUGGCUGGGUUCAUCAUGUGACCCCAGCUGGCCAGCUCGGCUCUGCUUGGUUUUAAUCAUGGUUUUUAAGAAGUCCUGUUCAGGUGAACUGAUCUGAGGGGCCUGUGUGUUGUAUGCCGUUUUGUUUUAACUGUGCCCCAUACUGUUGCAUAUGUUUGAAAUAAAGUUUUCAGCUA
Messenger RNA from Osmerus eperlanus (European smelt), 2841 nucleotides. It is a transcript of the gene gtf2a1, whose product is annotated as general transcription factor IIA, 1. Bases 206 to 1366 code for a protein of 386 amino acids. The record is from RefSeq and is a predicted model, not a curated record. NCBI's taxonomy places the organism in Eukaryota, Metazoa, Chordata, Actinopteri, Osmeriformes, Osmeridae. The transcript is spliced from 10 exons. Gene Ontology annotation, biological process: transcription initiation at RNA polymerase II promoter; transcription by RNA polymerase II. Gene Ontology annotation, cellular component: transcription factor TFIIA complex.